GCCUUGCCACUCGUAGUCAAGUCCGUGCUGUCGAACUUGGAUUUCGGCUACCCGUCGGACACGAUGUUCUUUGCUUGCGCCAUCGCUGAUGCGGGCUCGAAGUUCUGGUCGCCCCCCGAGUCGGCCAGCAUUGCGCCGCCGGCAACGCCAAAGACGGCGCGGGCCACGCCUGGCAUGGUGAAGCGGUUCAUGUACCACAAGGCCGCGCAGAUAGCAUGCGUCCUGAGCGAGGCUUCGGACGUCUUCGGGACGGGCGACAGGGGCGGGCCUGGCCACGACGCCGCUGUCGCAGCAAGUUUGGACGCAUUGCUGGACUAUGUCAAGAAGCACUCGUCUGCGCCCGAAGCCUCGGCGCAAUCAGAUUCGAAGUUCUUGGCUUGCGAUGGGUCCGAGAUGGGCGCCUGGACCCUGCAUUGGGCUGGCGCGAUCAUUAGUUUCUCGACUUCUGAAUUCGAGAAGGGGCUUGCGCCCAAGGGCGCUGGCGCGCCCAGGAUGCAAGCCGGCCCCCUCGCCAUUGCUGACCUCGGGGCGAUGCUGGGCAAGAAGGCCAGGGGCAUGAAGAGCGCGGGCGCCUCUGACGAGCGCAAGUUGACCGCUGAGUUCUUUCAGAUGGAGACGACCAGGGCAACUCCACCGCGCGCGGCGCUGGUGGCAAAUAUCAAGAGCAUGAAGGUGCACCCCAACUACGUCCACCUGGCGUUCCCCAACCCUGUCGGGCACGCCUAGUCGGCGUCCGUGGAGCCGACCUGCUCCUCGGAGAUCGCCGACGGCGACCUCUGGCCAGCGGGGGUCUUGUUGAAGCAGAGGGGCUCUAAGCAUCAGAUGUUGUUCAUGGUUUCGAGGCCAACCCCGACAGCG
Molecule: messenger RNA, 858 nt
Organism: Prorocentrum cordatum
Lineage: Eukaryota; Dinophyceae; Prorocentrales; Prorocentraceae
Source: the annotation of a GenBank genome assembly